Molecule: messenger RNA, 2104 nt
Organism: Lingula anatina
Lineage: Eukaryota; Metazoa; Brachiopoda; Lingulata; Lingulida; Lingulidae
Biological process (GO): Rho protein signal transduction; mitotic cytokinesis; mitotic spindle midzone assembly
Cellular component (GO): cleavage furrow; midbody; spindle midzone
Molecular function (GO): calcium ion binding; GTPase activator activity
Source: RefSeq, a predicted model, not a curated record
UUACUUUAAAUGUCUAACCAACAGAAGCACAGGGCUGUUGAUGGAUUUUUUAUGUGGUUUAUUUUACUCCUGGAUUGUGUUCUGGUGAAGUUACAUUGAACAACAUUUGGUAACAAUGGCACAAGCCGAAUAUUUAAACUAUAAAAAGGCCUUGGAAACUCGGCACAGUAACCUCCAAGUGAAAUACGAGGCCGCAUGUCUGGAGCUGCAGAAGACACAAGGACUAUUGGAGAAAUUACGAACAGAAAACAAGAAGAAAACAGAACACAUUGAGGGUUUACAGAAAGAAGUCACUUUUAUGGCUGAUAGGGUUAAGGUUCUGGACCAAAAAGCUUUGGAUUUGGAAAGAGCUGAAAUCACAGUAGAGCAAUUGAAAAGAACACUGGAAUCCUACCAAAAGCAAAACCGAGACAAAGAGUCAGAGCUAAAGGAAACCCGCCAGUGUCUGGAAGAUACAGGGAAAAAACUGUCUGUUGCACAUACUCAGAUAGAAGAUUUGGAAGAGAAGGCAUCAGACCUGAAACAACAGGUGAGGGAGGAACUGAGGAGGAAUGAAAAACUGGAGCAGGAUAUAGAGGGCAUUCCUCACUUAAAAGAGAAAAUAGAAGAGGCUGAAGCAGCAGCUGUGAAUUUUCAGAAAGAACUGAGAGAAAAAGAAUUUCUUCUGCAGCAGGCCAGGAAGAGCAGUCGGGAGUAUGGUGAAAAGGCUAAGGCUUUAGAAAAAGAAGUUUCAGAGAUGAACAAAAUCCAGGAAGAGCUUCAUGUGGCCAGGUGCGAGACCCUCUCCUUGAAACAACUGAUUGUGGGGAAAGACUCCCUGGUGAUACAGUUGACCCAGGCACUGGAGUUUGCUAAGAACAUGCUUCAGGAACUGCAUGGCACAGGUUGUCAGAUUUCUCCUAAAAUCCAAGAAUUGCUUGACAAGGCAAGUCUGCUCCAGCUGGCAACUUAUCCCCAGGGGACGCCUGUGCUCAAGACCCUCCAAGAUGCCUCAGAGAGUAUACGAUCUCCAAGCCCCAGUGUAGAGCCCUGGGCACAGACAGUACAAUGGGACGGCACGCUGUCUGCUAACAGAAGAACCAACUCGGCUCCCUCUAGUGGGAAACAGAAUUCAAGAGUACAAUUAGACGUCAGAAGACCUCCCUUCUCAGCAAGCUCAAGUGAUACCACGACAAGACAAGCCAGUGCAAAACUCAAUCAAAAACAGAAUGGCCUAUUUUUGAAGCGUUUGUUGGUUGAUACAGAAUCAACUGAUGGUAAAAUGAGUAAUACAUUGCCAGCACAUCCAGUCAGGCCUAAAACUGCUGUAGUAAAACCAACAAUCCAUUCAAACUUUCAUUCUAAUAAUUCGACAUUAUUCACAAAUAAUGGCAGAAAAGGAUCAGUGGAUUUUGCUGAUAAUUGGACUAGCAGUAGUAACAGUACUAGUACAGCUUCGUCUUCAGAGGGAUAUAAUCCCCGAAAACCAUCACUCUCUCCUUCACACUGCAAGUCCAAGGCAGUACCCCCUACAAAGCAGGAACUUAAGAUGGAGAGAGAGGCAAUAAAGGCAGCAUUUGCCAGGAUGUCCGUGUAUGAGAAAGACAGUUUGGUGUCAAAAUUUGUGAACACUGGUGACAGGGUUCUAGUCAGGCUUGGAGCAGCUAAGAAGUUAAAAUCCAAAGGAACUGCACCAAAAGAAAUUCUUCACAGUGGUAUAGUGAAGUUCAUUGGCCAUGUUGAUCGCGAGUAUGCAGAUCAGAAAUUGUAUGCUGGUAUACGAUUGGAUGAAGCAGUGGGAGACACAGAUGGUUUGUUCAAAGGGAAAAGAUACUUCUAUGUCCCUGCCAACCAUGGCAAGCUGGUACGACUACUCAAUGUGGUCUCUGUGCUGAAUACCAAGAUGUCCAGUUACAAGAAGGUAGAGGACAGCGUGUAUGAAUAUAUGGAACAGAACAAGGGAUCACUCCAUUUAGACUUGUACCACUACCCCUCAGUUCCAGUCAGACCCCCCUCUCCCCACACCUCCUCCAAUGACAGUGCUAACCAUGGAACAUGAAUUAACAAAUGACGUACAGUAGACAUCACAUCAACUGAGUGCUCGCCUAUAACUUAAGUUAAUUCA